Messenger RNA from Argiope bruennichi, 742 nucleotides. RefSeq names its product adult-specific rigid cuticular protein 11.9-like. The coding region runs from base 139 to 564 and encodes 141 amino acids. Gene Ontology annotation, cellular component: chitin-based extracellular matrix. Lineage: Eukaryota; Metazoa; Arthropoda; Arachnida; Araneae; Araneidae. The transcript is spliced from 2 exons. Gene Ontology annotation, molecular function: structural constituent of chitin-based larval cuticle. The record is from RefSeq and is a predicted model, not a curated record.
ACCACGUGACAUAGGGUGACUGAUUCCUUCUGCUCUCAGAACUUUGGUAUAAAUAAUGGUCAUGGUGUCCAUUUGGAUCAUUCGUGGUCUUCUGGUCUCAAUCUCCUCAGGUCCUUUCCUGUCCACUUCUCAAGCAUCAUGAGAUUCUUUUUGGUACCUCUUUUCUUGGCAUCCGUUGCCAUGGCUGCCGACAUGGGCUUGAACAUUGCCGGUGGAGCUUACAACUUUGGAUACAACACCGGAGAUGCCGGCGGCCAUAGCAGAGUAGAAUCCGGCAAUGGUAACACAGUAUCUGGCAGCUACAGCUACGUUGAUGCCAAUGGUGAUCGAAGGACUGUCCAAUACUCAGCUGGACCCGGAGGAUAUCAGGCUAGCGGUGAUGUUGGAGUGGACAGACGAACAGCCGCUGCAGCAGCUGCUCUUGCUGCCAUGGCACCCAAAGCACCCGCCCCCGCUGGACCUGCACCAGCUGCUCCUUGGUACAACCCCAUCCCAGCUCCCGUGGCCGCUCCCAUUGCCCCAGCUUUCAUCGGACACCCCGGUGGAUACAUGGCAAAAUGGUAAAAAGAAAUACGAUAGGUCAACCAAGAUCUUAAAACUCUUGAAAAGAUGGAACUCUAAGUGACACCUGUUUGGAAACUUUUGUACUGAUGCUUGGUUUUGGAGCUUAUGCCUAGGAAAUCAGGGGAGCACGGAUUAUGUAAAUAAUUGAUACAGCGCAAUAAAUGUUGCAAUGAAUGAA